Adineta ricciae is the source of this 216-nucleotide messenger RNA. Lineage: Eukaryota; Metazoa; Rotifera; Eurotatoria; Adinetida; Adinetidae. The record is from the annotation of a GenBank genome assembly.
AUGAUUUCACUAUUUGGUGAAACAGAUGAAGAUCUUCUUGCAUUAGAAAUCCUUCUAUUCAAAUUAUGUUCCACUGAAGACGAAUCGAAUUUAUGCUUCAAUCACUUGUACAAAUAUGAACGCAAUCAACGAUGUACAAUAUUAAUGAUUGCUAUACUUAAACAUCGUGCCAAUCUCGUUCGAAUGUUGUUAAAUCUUCGUUACACCAUGAGAUGA